Magallana angulata is the source of this 1822-nucleotide messenger RNA. Its product is annotated as zinc finger protein ZIC 4-like. Lineage: Eukaryota; Metazoa; Mollusca; Bivalvia; Ostreida; Ostreidae. Bases 297 to 1673 code for a protein of 458 amino acids. The record is from RefSeq and is a predicted model, not a curated record. Gene Ontology annotation, biological process: central nervous system development; regulation of transcription by RNA polymerase II. The transcript is spliced from 2 exons. Gene Ontology annotation, molecular function: RNA polymerase II cis-regulatory region sequence-specific DNA binding; DNA-binding transcription factor activity, RNA polymerase II-specific. Gene Ontology annotation, cellular component: nucleus.
AACACAACGCGGUAACUCGCACACCGUAUUAAAUAUCCUGACGCACCGUUCGACUGUUUAUCCUUAAGAUGUUUUCAUUAUAUUUCAUUACUGACAAAAUAUCCUACCAAUAUAGCGGAAUGUAGAUCCCCACCUUGUUGCAAACUUGUGGACUUUUUUGGACUCCAAAAAAGAAGACAUCGGUGAUUAAAAGUGCAACUGAUUGUUAAGAAACUGUUUAACUUUUUUCUUGCAAUCGUGUAUUUGCUUUAUAAAGUUAAACGAGUGAGUCGUACAAACCAAUUGACUUUGAGACUAUGCUGAGUUCUUUUGUGGACCGUGGAGAAUCCCAGCAUCUUUCGACCCCCGGGGUGGGCUACCCUGACAGCGGAAUGCUACAAAACCAACAGUAUAACUACUAUAAUUCCCAGUCUAGUGGAUACCCUGUGUCCUAUUCCAACGUCGGGAACUUAGCGUCUAGAGAUCUGUUGAUAAGGAGAUCUGAAUUCGGACUGUCAGCUAAUGAUGGGAACGUUUCCGCUCGUUCCGGGAUGCUAUUUCCGGCUUCAUCCGGAUUCCCGCCACAGCAUCAUCAGGAGGUUUCCCCGCACGUGCUUUACCAGGGACUCCGUCCCGAUGUGUCGUCAUAUCACAACCCACGUCAUCAGCAUGUGCAUUCACAAUCCGGGUAUUUCAAUAUGCCGUCAAGCGGAGGGGAUAUGUAUGGACGUAGUGACCAAAUGAGCUUCAAUGCUUCGGGUAGGAUGGAUCAAUAUGAACAUGCCCAGCAGCAGUUUAUGAACCCCAUGAACAUGUUACAAAGUGGUCCGGGACUCUUCCUUCCGUACAUCGGAAGACCAACCAUUAAACAGGAGAGAACAUGCCUGUGGGUGGACCCGGAACAGUCGGACCCCAAGAAGCCGUGCAACAAAGUAUUUUACACAAUGCAUGAGAUUGUGAACCACAUUACUAUAGAUCAUGUCGGCGGUCCAGAACAGACCAAUCACACGUGUUAUUGGCAGGAGUGUGCACGAGAAUUCAAACCUUUCAAGGCAAAGUACAAGCUCGUCAAUCACAUCCGGGUCCACACCGGAGAAAAACCAUUCCCGUGCCCAUUUCCGGGAUGUGGAAAAGUGUUUGCUCGAAGUGAAAACUUAAAGAUUCACAAGAGAAUACACACAGGUGAAAAGCCGUUUAAGUGUGAGUUUGACGGAUGUGAUCGCAGAUUUGCAAACAGCUCGGACAGAAAAAAGCAUUCCCAUGUCCACACGAGUGAUAAGCCGUAUAAUUGUCGGGUUCGGGGUUGUGAGAAAAGUUACACGCAUCCAAGUUCUCUCCGGAAGCACAUGAAGAUCCAUGGCGAUGUUUCCCCAACGAUGGAGCGCCAGGACUCUGACGAGGUGUCCGUGUGUAGCGAGAGCACUAACCGAACCACUCCGUCCGCAGAUCACUCCGCCAAAUCCCCGGCAAUGAGCGAUCAGACCGUCGAUAGAAAACCGGAUAUCAAUACCAUAUCCGGCGCAUCACAUUUGGAUCAUAACAUUCAUCCGCCACCGGAAGUUCCAAAAAUGAACGACUGGUUUGUUUGCCACCCUCGGACAUCUGUGAAUCCCGGGAGUAAAGACCACACCCACUUUUCCAGCAUUGCCUCCCUUUCUUCGUUCCAUCCAAUGCCCAUUAUGCAAUAUUCGUGACAUAAAUGUGACUUAUAUAUCAGGGACAUUUAAGUUAUUUUUCUGUUGAAUUUACAUAGCUAAAUAGGUCUUUGGUGUUUUUGAUCAUCAGUUUGUGAAGUUUUUUAUAUGGUGGUAUAUAUACGUGAAUAAAAAAUCUUAUUGACAAA